Perkinsus marinus ATCC 50983 is the source of this 867-nucleotide messenger RNA. RefSeq names its product protein folding regulator, putative. The transcript is spliced from 2 exons. Bases 1 to 867 code for a protein of 288 amino acids. The record is from RefSeq and is a predicted model, not a curated record. Lineage: Eukaryota; Perkinsozoa; Perkinsida; Perkinsidae.
AUGCAGCCUAUGUCUGAUGAACGAAGAGAGUUCUUACAAAAGGCUAUUGAGGAGACAUUAGGUACACAAGAGAAUCCUAAUGAUCUUAUGAAGGAGUCUAUUACUAAGUUGAAUACUAUUAUUACAUCAGCUGAUAAUGGUGAUAAGACUAAUCCAGAACUAUGUGCUGAAGCUAUCACUGCAUUGUCGUUAAUGGAUAGAUGUACAGACUUUCCUGAUUGUCCUAGGAAUUUAGAGAUAUUGGGUGGUACUCAGCCUCUAUUAUAUCUUGCUACUACUACUAUGUUGGAUACUACUGUGAGGAUUCAGGCUGCAGAGUUACUGGCAUUGAUGUUAUCUAAUAAUACACAAGUACAGGAGGCGUGUUUUAUCAAGUAUGAUGGGUUGAAUAAACUACUUAUUAGAAUACAACACUUGAUGAUGUCAUCACAUAAUGAUGAAGAGAUAGCACCAUUAUUGAGUGCAUUAGGAGCAUUAAUACGUAACUAUCCUCAAGCUGAAUCAGCUUUUAUUACUACUAAUGGUACUCAGUUGAUAGCUCAUCUACUUACUAAUGACUAUUCUAUCAGAGUACAACAGAAGGUUGCUAGUCUGUAUAGAUACCUUUUGGCUGAUGGUAGGGCUACUAUAGUAGAUUCUCAUGAUAUUGCUGAGGCAUUGAUUCAAUUGUAUAAAGCUACUACUACUAUUGGUGAUAUACAAUAUUAUGAGAUAUUGGCUGGUUUAUCGUAUGAACUAAGGGAAUACCCUGGUAUGGUAGAUGCUGUUAAGGGCCGUAUUAAGGUUAUACUAGAGAGUAGUAAUAAACAGGAUUAUCAACCUGAGCUAACUACACUUAUACAGACUGCCAAAUAUACCCCUAAGUAG